GCUGCGCACUAUUUGUUCCAAUAUGGCUGUCAAAUUCAGAAAUACUGUCACUGAAGAACGGUAACGAAGUGAAUACAGAAAAUCCUGGAAAGAUUUAUCUAAAUGGUCUAUUUGAAAACAGGAUACACAUCUCAAAAGACUAGUUCAUUAAUUUUAAGUGUUCUUACUUCUAUCAUUGAUUCCAAAGCAAUGUCCAACUCUGUCGUCGUUUUACUUUUGCUAUUCACUGGAAUGGUUUCCGUUGUUCCUACGAAUAACACUGAUAUGUGUUAUAAAAAUAUAUCUUGCAACAAACUUCUUCCUGGCCAGUACAUAUGUACGAAAAUACCGAAAAUCAACACUGAAACCCAAUCGGCAGAGGGCUGUAAUAGAAUAAGCCGCACUGUCGAAGUCACAUGUACCGUAGCUCCUGGAAUAAACUGUACUGGGAUGUUAAAAGACAGAACAUUUAAAAAAGCACAACCAUGCAGAUAUACAAAUGGAUAUGAUCACACCAUUGCGUUGAUGUUAUCUGUUUUCUUGGGGAUGUUUGGAAUGGACAGGUUUUAUCUUGGAUAUCCAGCAUUAGGUUUGCUCAAACUUUCAACUCUUGGAUUUUUCUUUCUAUUUCAACUUGUGGAUAUUAUUCUUAUUGCAAUGCAGAUUGUUGGUCCAGCAGAUGGAUCUGAGUAUGUCAUUGAUUAUUAUGGACCUAGAUUGUUUCACAUUACACAGGAUAGUGAUACUUAUCACCAACCUUUGUAAUAUAAAAUAAUUUUAACCUAAAUUAUCCAAACAUUAUGCUGCCCCUUCAAGAAGCUGUACGUAUGUAGAGAUGAUAAAUUUGAAAAUUAUUUGCAUGUAUAUUUUGUAUGUAAGAUAGUACAGUAGGUAUGUAGAAAUGAAAUUACAUCCAACAAUGAAAUUUAUCA
Molecule: messenger RNA, 911 nt
Organism: Xenia sp. Carnegie-2017
Lineage: Eukaryota; Metazoa; Cnidaria; Anthozoa; Malacalcyonacea; Xeniidae
Product: TM2 domain-containing protein CG10795-like
Exons: 5
Coding region: 103-744 (213 amino acids)
Source: RefSeq, a predicted model, not a curated record